AUGUUGGAAAAUUGGCGCAAUUGGUGUCGAUUGUGUGGAAAAAGUGACUCAACUGAAGGAAGCUCUAUUUAUAAAAUGGAAUCCAUUGAAAGGCAAUUGGAGAUUGUAAAUAAACAUUUAACGAUAUCGCUCCUUCCUUUGGACGGGAGUCUCUGCUCCAUGUGCAAUGAUUGUUGUACCUUCGUGAAAAAGUUAGAAACUUUCAGCGAACUUUGUCUGAAAACAGAACAAAUGUUCAAAGAAUUAAUCACCAGAGGACCAAUUUCCGAGUCAGAUAUUCACGUAAUUCGUUCCAAACAUGGAAUUGAUAAUGAAGAAAUUAAAUAUAGUUGUUCCAUUGCGGAAUCGGAAGACGCACAAAUGGAAAUAAUUAAAGAUGAUCCAAUGCUGUCAAAUAGAUCAAUAGAUCUUCAAGAAUUUCCCCAUGUCGCGGUGAAGAAAGAAGUAAAUGAUGUAGAAGUAAUUGCAAAGCUCAGAAAACGUGGACGCCCACGUAAAAGAAAUCAAACUACGAAUGUACCUAAAACUUUAAUUAAAAAGGAAACUGAACCCAUUGAAAGUGAUGACGAUUGUCGAAAUAGCGACGAUGAACAUAAUUCCGAGGAUAUUUCUAGUUUCAAUCACAAAGAUUCUGUUCGAGAAAACAGAGAUGAAGCUACAUUUUUGCCGAAACGAAAGAGAAUCUGGAAGGGACCAAGAGAGAAGAAACAUUUCUGUCCAACAUGCUCUAUGAAAUUCAAUCGUCCGCAUUUACUGAGAGAGCACGUAAUUGAGGAGCAUCAGCAGGAGAAAAUGGCCUUUUCAUGUCACACCUGCUCAAAACGCUUCUCAUGCAAGAGAAAAUUAACCCUGCACGAGAUCAGCCAUCUUCCUAUGCGCGAAGGCUUGAUUUAUCCUUGCCCGCAUUGCGAUAAGAAGUUCAAUCACAAGUACAAAAUCCCCUCACACAUCCGCGCUAUGCACUCUGGUGAUAAGCCAUUUGUUUGCGAAGAAUGUGGUAACUCAUUCAAGACCAAAGGUGCCCUCAAUGCUCAUCAAAUCAGUCACAUUGACGAGCGUCCCUUCCAAUGUGAAAACUGUUUGAAAAAAUUCAAAACUCAGCGUGCCCUCAAGAAACACGACAAAGAUACGCAUAAAGAAACCCUUCACGACUGCCCACAUUGCGAACUAAAACUCAAGAGUUCGAGAACACUAAAAAUGCACCUCCUCGUUCAUUCUGAUGUUAAGAAUUUCAAAUGCAACUACUGCGGAAGUGAAUUCAAACGUCGAAAAACUCUCAAAGAUCAUCUUAUCCUACAUACUGGUCAACGACCCUACGAAUGUCCUUUCUGUGAUAAAACAUUCGCCAAUGGUUCUAAUUUGAUAAGUCACAAAAAGAAGUCUCAUUCCAUCCAAUUGGCAGCUCAGGAAGCAUCUGGAGAGCAACCACGGAUUGUUGUUCUUCCGAGACUUGAACAGUUGCAACCAAAGGAAGUGUUUUCAUCAGUACAGGACUGCGAAGCAGCAAAUAGCUGUUAAUUUAAUGGAUAAUUUAUGAAUAAGUAAUAAAAUCUCGAGUUAUGACCGAU
Messenger RNA from Lutzomyia longipalpis, 1568 nucleotides. RefSeq names its product zinc finger protein 813-like. The record is from RefSeq and is a predicted model, not a curated record. Gene Ontology annotation, cellular component: nucleus. The transcript is spliced from 6 exons. The coding region runs from base 1 to 1518 and encodes 505 amino acids. Gene Ontology annotation, biological process: regulation of transcription by RNA polymerase II. Gene Ontology annotation, molecular function: RNA polymerase II cis-regulatory region sequence-specific DNA binding; DNA-binding transcription activator activity, RNA polymerase II-specific; zinc ion binding. Lineage: Eukaryota; Metazoa; Arthropoda; Insecta; Diptera; Psychodidae.